GUCUCUAUCCCAGGAGGUGUUCAAAAGCUAUCUGGACAGGGUUCAGGUCAACAUACUGCAGGCGACCCUGCUGGAGUAGUGAGGUGAUGAUCUCCAGAAGUCCCUACCAACCUCAGCAUUCUGAAAGCUGUGGAAGAGUUGCUUAAAGAGGCAAAACGUGGCCGAACCCGAGCUGAAACAAUGGGAGCCAUGGGAUGGUUGAAAUGUCCUCUUGCUGGUGCAAAUAAAAGAUUUCUUAUUAAUACUAUCAAAAACACAUUACCCUCUCAAAAAGAGCAAGACCAAGAACAUGAGCCUAAGGAAGUCAGUCAGGAGCCUGAGCCAAACAAAAGCAGGAAGGAAGAAAAACCAAAGAAACGCCGAAUUCAUCCAUACACACCUAGCUUUCAGUCAAGAAGAAGAGUCAGCUACUCUCCUCCUAGGCACCGAAACAGGAACCAGCACACAAAGGAUAAUUAUGAGAAGCGAUAAAGUAAAUGAUGAGGAAAGUGAUGAGUACAUGUUACAAGCCAAGAAUGUCAUUAAAUGUUGGACUGCAGGAAUGUUUCAGUUUUUCAGACAGAGAUGCUGUUCAAAUUUGAUUUUUGAAGAGAGUUGCUUUUAUGAAAAGUAACAUUGAGGUAGCUAUAUAAGACUUUUCUUUGGGACCUUUAAGAGAAAAGUGAAGUGCAGCAUAAAUCUUUCAAUUGUUUAGGAACAGACAUUACCUUCCCUUUGCUCCUUUCCUCCCUCUCCUUCUGAUUAACUGUAGGGUCUUGGUAAUGGAGCUUGAUACAUGUGACACUGUCUGAUACAAUUUCUUUAGUCACUUCACUCUGUGAGAAAUAAGUUUAAAUUAAGCAGAAGUCUGUUUGUUGUGUGAAGUUGGCAGAACUUCUUUGCUGCUAAAUCGAUAAUGAAGUUUUGCUUGUUUGGAUUCAUUUAGUUUUCCAGAAUCUUAAAGAAGGGAGAAUUGGAUAAUACCUGGCCAUGCGCGUACAUUUUGUGUAGUAUAUAAGAAUUUGGUUUCUUUAGACAGUAUAAAAAGUACAGUUUUAAAAUGGGCAACACUGGCUUUACCUCCCUGGAGGAAUUCCAAGGAAAUACUGAUUCUGCUUGUUGUUAUAUUAAUCACAAACCUGUCACAGAUAAUAAUGAAUAUUACCCCUAAAAAGCCAUAACUGCAAUAAUUGUCUCUGUUUAGACUUCCCUCUGUAAGGACGUAGUUUGAACAGUUUAUUGUCAUGGUGCUUUCAAAACAAACCUUGAAGACAAAAUUACCGUGUCUCUCUCCACAACUAUGAAGUUUCUAAGUAGAUGUGUAAUACUAGAAAUGCAGAGAAGAUAUUUAAAAACAGUCAAAUGCUCACUUUGCAAGUCUAUGUGACAAUAUUGUAGUGGUGCCAUUCUUAAACUUAUGACUUUGAGCAUCAGCAUAUUCUAUGUCUUUUUUUUCUGUCUGUAAUGGAAAUAUGUGAAAUAUUUUCUAUUUCAGUAUCCUCAGAACUAAAUGUUUUGAACAUAGAUUUCAGGUUUUGAGUUUAAGUGUGUUGACAAUAAAAUCUAAUGUGUUAAAGUGC
Messenger RNA from Rhea pennata, 1559 nucleotides. It is a transcript of the gene POLR1D, whose product is annotated as RNA polymerase I and III subunit D. The transcript is spliced from 3 exons. Lineage: Eukaryota; Metazoa; Chordata; Aves; Rheiformes; Rheidae. The coding region runs from base 181 to 471 and encodes 96 amino acids. The record is from RefSeq and is a predicted model, not a curated record.